AUGAAGGGACUGUUCGUCUCUCUUCUGCUCAGCGGCCUCUGCCAGGCUGUUCGAGUAUACCUCCAUCCUGACCCUUCGCUUCCUCCCCGCCUCUCGACCAACCACGCCGGCGCCGUCCUUUCGUCUCAUCUUGGUCUGGAACGGUUCGAGGAUGCCGUCCCGGCAUUCUUUGGGGAGCAAGAGGUGAUGGUCGGAGCGGGGCUUGGUACAGGACUUCUGUUGACCAUUAGUGAAGAGGACGUCCACGACGUCGUCCCUCACGCUCUCAAGAAGUCCUCCUUCUCCGUCUCCUCCGUGAACCCCGAUUCUCUUUCCUCCAUCAUACCCUCUUACCUUGACCGUGCGCACCAUGUCUACUCGCACGUAUACGAGAACUCCGCCUCCUCCCGUCUCGUCGCCUCAAUCAAGGACUUCCUCGACGGCGACUACGCCCCCGACCGCUUUGCCGCGUUCGACCUCUCUGCCCUCUCCACUCUCAAGCACACACUCGGCGCGGACGAUGAGUCCGUCGUUGCCGCCUACACCGCUCUCCACUCCACCCUUGUCUCCCUCCUAGCCCGCCCGGACGUCAAGCUCGCGCUGGUCUCCGUGCCCACGCCCGGCGCCGGCCUCGCCCGGCGCCAGCAGCCCCCGCAGUCGCCGCUCCCUCCGUCGCUCCCCGGCUCGGAGCCUAUCGACUCGAUCUCGACGUGCUACUCGAGCGCGGAUGUGUGCGGGAACGCGACGAGCGCAUGCAGCGGCCACGGCACGUGCACCGGCGCGAGCAAGGCGGGGCGGACGUGCUUCGUGUGCGCGUGCUCGACCACGAAGGACGCGAAGGGCCGGCGGGAGAACUGGGCGGGCCGCGCGUGCGAGCGCAAGGACGUGAGCGGGCCGUUUGUUCUCCUCGCCGGCACGACGGUUGCGCUCCUGCUUCUCGUUGGGGGGUCCGUUGCGCUUCUUGGUGCGGUUGGGAGCGACAAGUUGCCCAGCGUUCUGAUUGGUGGUGUUGCGCACAGCAAUCACUGA
Molecule: messenger RNA, 1008 nt
Organism: Epithele typhae
Lineage: Eukaryota; Fungi; Basidiomycota; Agaricomycetes; Polyporales; Epitheliaceae
Exons: 3
Coding region: 1-1008 (335 amino acids)
Cellular component (GO): endoplasmic reticulum
Source: RefSeq, a predicted model, not a curated record